AUGCACCGAUAUUCCGGGCUUGACGCCACCGGGGAGGACGGAGAAGCAGAGCAGCUGUCACCCAGCCAGAGUCGGGCCAGCUCUCGGGGACGCCCGCUUCCCGGCUGCCAGGGGGGCCGGGGGCUACUGGCCGCGGGGCCAGGAUUACCUUCAGGCCUUUCCCUAGCCGCAGCCGCUGUCCCGCACCGAAGCGGUCUCGCCGCCGCCGCCGCCGCUCCCGCAGCCCGGUAUGCCUCGGGGCCCCCGGGCUUGAGCAGACCUUGGCCACCAGCCGGUGGGAAACCGGCCGCUCCACGCCACCAGAAAGGGAUCACGGGCCUCGCCGGGGGCCGGCGGGCUCCUCCCGACUGCGCCGGGCUGGGGCUGGAGAAGGCACAGAAGCGGCGGGAGUGCGGGCAGAGGUCUGGCUGUGCCCGCAACGCCCUGGGAGUGGAAGAGCAAGGCGGGGGAAGCGCCCGGUACCAGAGACUCAACUCCCCGCAGCUCAGGAGGAUGGGGGGUCGCGGCGCGGGGUGCAAAGGUGCAGGAAGGGCAACUUGUGUCGCGGCCGCAGCGGGAGGAGCUGAACCGAGGAGCGCGGCACCCCUACACCCCAGGAACAGCCAACGAGCCGCUCCAGGUGCUGGUGCCACCGCGCCCGCUCCCCGAAACCCACCAGCUGGCCGGGACUCGCCGCUGUCUGGGACGGCGCCGCACUCGGCGCCCCUUGGAAGCCCCGGCCCACCAAGUAUCGAGCUGGCCGGCCUGCCGAGUUUGAGAAAGUUGGGCUGAGGGGCACUGACAGAUGCCCGGGGCGAAGCUGACGGGAAUGGAGGCGGGCAACUCCCCCGUGGGAGCCAUCACCAUUCCAAACCCCUUCCCCUCAGCGAAUGACGAAUCAAACCCCACAGAGAGACGGCGCGCCCGGCAGUCCCUCGCUCUUUACGUGCCCCCCCGCACCCCCCACCCCCACCCCGGAGGCCGCGCAUCUCCCUUAGCCAGAGGGGAGAAAGCGCGGUUCCAGAUGGUGGCGAGACACGGGUUAUCAGGGCUGGAGCCCGACGGGCCGCAGUGCGGGCGCACGCGAGAAGCGCGCGGCUCCCUCAUUUCCUCGGAGGGGCUCGAGCUAACAGAACAGAGCCCCUGAAAUCCCCGCCUUCGCUGUCCAGAGCCCGAGCCGCCGGCAAAGAAAGCCACUGCUCCCCCGAAUCCCGGGAGCGCGGAGCCUGCGGGGGCCGCACCUCCCCGAGGGAGCCGAGCGGAGCGCGCUCGAAAGCUUUGGGUUGGCCGCAUGUCCCCAGGCCUGCUCGGAGGCCCCCAAUCCCUCCCCGAUGCCAACCAUCCCUGCAGGCACGCCCAAGACCCUAGCCGCAGCUUCGAGAAAGCCAUCGCUAACCAGCCCGCUUGCGCGCCAAAUUGGGCUACCCCCACCCAGUCUCAGGCCCGAGUGUUUACCGAGAAGGAAGCUGUUCCGGACGCCUCUGCUGGGUUAGCGGGUGUCAGCGCCAGGGCGAGGGACUGGGUGGCGCGAAGAGACUGCGCUGCCGCCUCCCCUCCCUGUUUCUCUUCUGAGGUCCCAACUCCCCAUCGGGAAAGCCCGCUGACCAAAGCCGGGCCUGGGGCCGGAUGGUGCCGAAGAGCCGGGGCGUCUCUGGAGGCUGGAAAAUCCAGUGAUGGAGAGACACCCCACACACUUUUCACUCCGCAGGCGAAACCAGUUAUGUCACUCAAAUGCAUGAAAACCCAAUUUUCCUUAACAGAGAGAAUGGAUUUACAAAAAGGAUUCCGGCUUCCACACAAAGCCCCUCGGAGAAUUUAACGCAGGUUUGAUUCACACAGCCAUGGGAGGGAAAGGUCAUACUUUUUAACUUCUGCCACCUGGUCACUGCUCCUUCUUUCCAAUUGCUGGAGCACUAAAUUUACAUCUAAAAGAAAAAGCCCUUAGGUUUCUCUAGAUGACAAGUAUGAUUUAAAAGGGGCUCAGACCACAACUUUUCUCAUUCUUCUACCUGUUCUUUCCUCAGCAAUAAUUACUAUGUAGGAGUCAAAAAAGGUAUAAGGAGAGUAACUGCUUAAUUUCAAAAUCACAGACGAUUAGAGCCGGGGGACCAAAAUUUUACAGCUGAAACCUAGAAAAAAAAAAAAAAAAGAUUUUGCCCAAAAUAACACGUUCUAACGACUUAAGAGCCAGAAGUGGAACCCAAACUUUCUGACACCCAGACUAUUUCUAUCCUCCCACUUAGGUCAUGGGUUUUGCCAGACCUGGAACAAGUGUGAUGACCAGCAAAAUUGGUCAGAAAUAAACCAACAAACUAUGAGGACACUUCCCACGGGCCUAAGUCUGUGCUGAACAAUGUAGGAAGUGGGAAGAAGUCCAUGUGAAUGGAUUGAACAUUUUCUUAGAUACACUCAAGAUGUAACGGUCUUGCUUGUCAUAAUCUUUUGUGUCUAAAGUUGCCAUUUUCCCCAUCAAGCAGUAGCAAAAAUCCAGCUUGAAAAAAAAAAGGGGGGGGGUCGUAAGGAGAAAGGUGUUCA
Sarcophilus harrisii (Tasmanian devil) is the source of this 2514-nucleotide messenger RNA. Its product is annotated as spidroin-1-like. The transcript has 3 exons. Bases 1 to 771 code for a protein of 256 amino acids. The record is from RefSeq and is a predicted model, not a curated record. NCBI's taxonomy places the organism in Eukaryota, Metazoa, Chordata, Mammalia, Dasyuromorphia, Dasyuridae.